Bactrocera latifrons is the source of this 1317-nucleotide messenger RNA. RefSeq lists its product as uncharacterized. Lineage: Eukaryota; Metazoa; Arthropoda; Insecta; Diptera; Tephritidae. Bases 1 to 1317 code for a protein of 438 amino acids. The transcript has 8 exons. The record is from RefSeq and is a predicted model, not a curated record.
AUGUAUAACUUUUGGAUAAUCGUUUUAUGUCUAGGAUUAUUAGCAACCAAGCCAAUAAAUGGACAAUCUGAGCUGGAUGUGCAAUUAGUGGUGCCGCGGUAUGUGGAGCGCGGCUCCAGCGCCACGAUGAAAUGCAAGCACAAUGUGCGACCGGAAAUACUUUAUAAGGUGACGUGGCUCAAAGUUGACAAGGGUAAAUUYUUCGAAUUCAUAAAUGGACGGAAUCCGCCAUUCCGGAAUACAUCCAUUGGCGGCGGUGAAAUUGAUUGGGAAAAUUCCAACGAGACGCAGGUGACGUUGAAAAAUGUUGACUUUGAAUUGUCGGGGCAAUUCUUCUGUGAGGUUUCAACGGACGCGCCUAUCUACACCGAGGCGUCRGUGGAUGAAUUAUUAUCAGUAUUCUUGCCGCAAACUGGACCGCCCAUAAUAAAAUUCCGGAAGCGAAUGCCAUUUGUCAUCGGCGAAAAGUUAUUUGCUUUAUGCAACACGACRCGCGCAUUCCCAGCACCGCAUAUCACGUGGCUCAUCAAUGGCAAGAAGGUGAGUGGACAGUUUAACGAUUUCACUUCGCACAGCUCAUACCAUCAUGAUGGUCAUCAUCAUUCUGCGAACAUUUACAAUAAUCCCUUCAGCUCCUUGGCCAACAUGCACGAAGUUUAUGAUAACCAUGAGAUUCAUCAGCGGAACUACGACAAUAAACCGAGGGAAUCGAAGAAGCAUAGAAACUCAUCAAAACAGAAAUAUCGACGGCACAUCAACGAGAAUGCUCUCGGCAUAAUACGCAGCACACUGAAUAGCGGCGGUUUUGGCCCACAGCCGCCUAACCUCAACAACGAGCUCGGCAUACCAGCGAAUGCAGGACCGAUGAGUCAACUAGCCGCCGGCUAUGGACGUCCCAUUUCGCAUGCCGGCGGUGGCAUGGGUGUGGCAGCAGCAGCUGCUGCCGUUGCGGCAGCGACUAAAGAGCGUGGCAUGUUCUCGCUUAGCCAACUCAAUAUAGACUUGGAGGAGGCGCAUAACAAUAAUGGACGCAUGGAGCUGACGUGCUUGUCCACAAUACCAUCAGCCAUAGGUCAAGGAGAGCAGUUUGCUGAUUACAAGACGUACUCGGUAAAAGUUGAACUCAUGCGAGCGGAAACUUCUUCGACAACAACAACGGCGCCCAGCAUAGGGAUGGCAGCAUUAGGGAAUGGCGCYUCACAUGCCGCAGAAACAGCGGCGGCGGGACGACCAACAAUGAGUCUAACAUUCGGCACCCGCUACACAUGGGUCACAGUGGCAACGCUGGCAGCUGUGUUGCAGAUGUUGCGCUAUUGA